AUGGACCGUCUGAGGGCCAUCGCCGCCUACCUGUGGAACUUUCGCUACCUGCCCCUCAAGUACCGCUGGCCGCUCAUCAAGCUUCGUCGCCGUCUCCUCCCCACGCAGUCGCCCCUCGGCCUGCGUCGCUCCGUGCGGUACGCGCGCUCCCUCCGGCACCCGCCGCCGCCCCGCGGCGCCCUCCUCUUCGCGGUGUGCGCGCGCGACGGCGAGCUGAUCGCCUCGGAGACGCAGUACUUUUGGCGCCAGGCGGCCUGGGCGUUGGCGGACAUCCCGGAUCCGGAGGCGCGGCGUGGCGGGGAGGAGCAAUACGCGGUCCUGGCGGCGACGGUCGAGACGCUGGUGGAGUGCUUCAAUUGGCGGCUGAACCUGGGCUUGCGGCGGGAUGACCCCCCGUUCACAAACGUCUACAAGGAACCGCCGCCAGCGUCGCCAGAGACUUGUCCGUCGUGGACGGCGACGGCAGGAGCGCUCCCGGAGAAGCUGCUCCUCGGCCGAAGCACCACGUACAUGGACAGUCCGUUUCACCGGCGCAACAUUUACAUAGCCACCGGAGACUUCUACUCUGUAUAG
Molecule: messenger RNA, 573 nt
Organism: Cordyceps fumosorosea ARSEF 2679
Lineage: Eukaryota; Fungi; Ascomycota; Sordariomycetes; Hypocreales; Cordycipitaceae
Exons: 2
Coding region: 1-573 (190 amino acids)
Source: RefSeq, a predicted model, not a curated record